AACAAAGAUGCUUUCUUAGAAAACAAUCCUAACUAUAUCUGUAAUGUGUGCGGCUCUUUCUCUGAUUUUUUUUUCCCCUUUUUUUUUGGUGUUUACUGGAAAACAAGACAAAGAUGCUCAUUAAUUUUCUAACAGCUGUUUUUUCUCCCCGUUCUGCUUGUAGCUGGUGUGUGUGCGAUCGUGUCUGCGCAGUGUGUGUUUGACAAUGCAGCCCGUGCAGUUGCUGGAGGUACCCGGCUUUGGGCAGAGGCUGUUGGGCGCGUUGAGUCUGGGCAGACGAAAGCAGUACUGCCUCCCCCACCCGAAGCACAAGCAGAGGGAGGGGCUGUAUGCAGACGGCCCUGCACAGCUCCCUCGGGGCCGCUCCCCCUCCCAUCCCGGCACGCUCUGCAGACUCCAUGAUGAGCUGGAGAGUGACAGCGAGCUCCUGUAUCUCUCUUUCGUCACCGCCUCCUCUGUUCCGUUGCUCACAUCAUCAUCAUCAUCAUCAUCAUCUGACAGCGAGAGCACGUUGUCGGGGGCGACCAGGCGCUCGCGCAGACGUAAAAGCAGGCUCGGGAGCGGCCAUGGCGUGAGAGAGCUGCUCAUAAUGGGAAAUCAAGACGGAAAGCUCAAGCGCUCUGAUGCAGGAGGAGGCACGGCCGAGUGUGGAGCUCUCCGGGAGAACGAUGGCUCAAAGAAAGGGAAGAAAUCUCACAGUAAACAAGGUAAGGGUGCGGAGGGCGGGAAGAAGAAAAACAAAUCGGACUCUAAAUCGGUCUUUCCUCACAUACGGAAGCGUAAGAGCCUCGGGAAGGUGAAAGGAUUUCUGGGUGGCUCUAAAGAGGAUGCAUUGGACUCCCAGCACGAUGAACUCGACAGCGUUCCGUCUCUGCGCAAUAAAACGCCGGAUCUGUCCGGAGAUGAGCUCGGCCAGUCGGACGCCGAACAUGAGAGGCCUCGACUGGUGGCCGACAGUAGGCAGACCGCGCCGGAUGCAACCGGCGGCCCGGAGGAAGAGAAGAAAGUGACGAGCUCCGGAUCGGACACGGAUAUGUACAGCUUCCACUCGGCCACAGAACAAGAGGAUCUGUUGGCUGACAUUCAGCAAGCCAUCCGUCUAAAGCAGAGUGUGAUUCUCGGUGGUGCCGAGCUGUCCUGGGAGAAGGACUGUAAACAAACUAGUUUUAGUGAUGCUAAAUGCACCCCCACCCCUGAGUCGGAGACCUUCACUGUGCUGGAAGCACUUACUAAACGAGAAAACGGAAAUGUUAGAAGCAUGCAUCUCUCCCCGCAGCACACAGAAGAGGAUGGGGCUGUUAAUAGAGAGUCUCACAGCUCAGAUGUGGCCCCUUGUGCCUCCAUCGCCGUGGCAACCAUCACAAAAGAGCCAGAGGCGGUGAGAGAGCCCCCUCUUCCCACAAGCCCCAUUGCCAAGACAACCAGCACCACCAGCUUCCCAGACCUCACAGCUUCAUCCGAAAGUGCUGUGGAAGCCGUCCAAGAGGAAGAAAAUGAAAAUCCCAUGGACGAGUCGCCUAGAGAUGGACCGAGCACGGACACGUUAUCCGCAGGCUCUCUGGAGUGCGUCAGCGCUGUUGAAAUUACCUCCGAACAACCCGACAACGAGGACUAUGCGCUCGCCGUCCAGCGGCGGAAGAGUUGCGUGACUUUCUCGCAGCAAGAAAGCCCUCUUGCAACACGGUUGUUAAAGUCAGCGCUGACGUCAUCAACCACUAACGGCGGCAACUCCGUGAAGCCGUACCCCCCGAUCAGCAUGUCCUACAUCAAAACCACCACACGGCAACUCAGCUCACCCUUGUGCUCGCCCACGCCAUCUCCAUCCCGUAGCCCACUGUUCACACGGCGAGGCCGCGACUCCCCGGCGACGGUCGUAAGGGCGGAGAGAAAACGAGUAAAGCGGCAGCGGUCCUACAGCAUCACUGGUCCCAUCAGCCGAUCGGCGGACUGGACGGAGGAACUGCGGUCCCUGUCGCCCAAAACAGCUGGCUCUGCUGAUUACCUGGAGUACGGUGGCUCAGAGGGCACACUUAGGACGGUCAGUCCGACACAGAAGGCGUCUGUGGGUCAGGCCUCGACCUGCUGCUUCCAGGACGUUUUCACAGGUCGGACUCUUUUGGAAAGGUUUUUCCAGAAGCAGGAUUCAGGAGAGCCGGAGGAAUCGGAGCAGCUGUGCUCCAGGAUUCUGGCGAUGGGUCUUCUGCUUCCGUUUAGUGACUGUUUCAGAGAGACGCAGGACAGCAGCGGACACAUCCCAACAAAAUUUGAUCAAGAUCAGCUGUACACAUGGGCCCCGGUGAGUCAGCCGCCUCAGUCACUGGAGCGUUUACCCGGACACCUGAAGAACCUGUGGCCCCCGACCAGACCAGGACCAGAGGAGCGACCCGAACCCAAAUACACAGAGGCUGCCGCAGAGGAAGAGGAGGAGCAUCAAGCUGUCGUUUUAGACUUAACGAAACAUCAAGAAGAGGAGAUCUGGCAAAUUCAGGAGGAGUCGGUGUUGAAGACGGUGCAUUUGAAACAGGAGCACGUCUGUGUGAUCGAACUGUUGGAGCAAACCAUUGAAGACCUGCGUUGUAAAAUCGCUGAGCUGGAGAAACAGCACCCUCUAGUGGAGCGUGAGGUCAUUACACAGGAUCGCGAGUGUGGCGGAGAGGAUUUCCUCAUCCCGGAUGUCUGCCAUGUGGAUCUGCAGACUGAAAAUACCGCUCUGCUGCCGCUGGAGGCUAAAUCAGUUCAGACGUCGCCGGUGGACGAGAGCUUUCGGUUUAAAGUGCCUUCACUGGAGCAGGGCCUCACGGAGACGGCGCUGCCCAGACAGAGUGAGCCCUCGCUGGGGUCAGAAACUGAAUCUGCCCCUGAUCAGGCUGGACCUGGAUCUCAAACGUUUGUGUGCAAAUGCCAGCAGCAGCAGCAGCAGGGCGGUUUAUUGGCUCAAAACCAUAGCGCACCUCCUCCUCCACCUCCUCUACCUCCAGGCUUUUCAUUGCCGCCGCCACCUCCACCACCUCCUCUACCUGGAAUGACCAGGCCUCCGCUGCCACCUCCUCUACCUGGAAUGACUCGCGCCACCUCUACCUGAAUGACCGCCCGCCUCCUCUACCUGGAAUGACCAGCGCCUCCGCCGCCGCCACCUCUACCUGGAAUGACCGCACCUCCGCCACCUCCUCUCUCAGGCUCUUCGCUGCCGCCACCUCCACCUCCUCUACCUGGCCUUGCUGCAGGUACAGCACCUCCUCCUCCUCCAGGUCCUCCUGGUCCUCCAUCUCUGGGGGCGUAUGCUCAUCUGCCGCUUGGAUCGGGUCUCUUCCCCUCCGCUGCCGCUGGGGCUGUAUGCUGCCGAGCAGCGCAGGAGAAACCGCACAAAUGUUACAUAGAACCACCGAGACCCAUGAAGCCGCUUUACUGGACCCGAAUACAGCUGCACGCCAAAAAGGACUCGAGUUCUGUUGUUUGGGACAAGAUCGAAGAGCCAUCCGUGGAUUUUGAGGAAUUUGUUGAACUUUUCUCCAAAACAGCAGUUAAAGAAAAGAAGAAGCCACUUUCAGAUACAAUCAGCCGAUCCAAGACGAAACAGGUGGUCAAGCUGUUAAACACGAAGCGUUCUCAGGCGGUGGGGAUUUUAAUGUCCAGUUUACAUCUCGACAUGAAAGACAUUCAACACGCGAUCCUGAAUCUUGACAACACCGUGGUUGAUCUGGAGACGUUACAGGCGCUUUAUGAGAACAGAGCUCAACAAGAUGAACUGGACAAAAUCGAGAAACAUGUCAAAUCCUCCAAAGAUAAAGAAGGAACGAAACCUCUGGACAAACCUGAACAAUUUCUGCACCAGCUCUCAAAGAUCCCCGAUUUCUCCAGUCGAGUCUUCUGCAUUCUCUUUCAGUCGACGUUCUCAGAGUGUAUUUCAUCUGUUCAGCGCAAACUUCACAUUCUGCAGAGAGUCUGCAAGAAUCUUCAGAGUGGUUCCAGCGUCUUGAAGAUUCUCGGUUUAGUUUUGGCUUUUGGGAAUUUCAUGAAUGGAGGGAAUCGCAGCCGAGGUCAAGCAGACGGAUUCUCACUCGAUAUUCUGCCCAAACUGAAGGACGUGAAGAGCAGCGACAACAGUAAGAGUCUGCUGUCAUACAUCGUGUCGUAUUACCUGAGACACUUUGACGAGGACGCCGGCAGAGAAACGUGUGUGUUUCCUCUCCCAGAACCUCACGAUCUGUUCCAGGCGUCUCAGAUGAAGUUUGAGGACUUCACUAAAGAUCUGCUGAAGCUCCGGAAAGAUCUGCGAGCGUGCAUGGCAGAGGUGGAGAAGGUUUGCUCCGUCACGACAGAAGAACAUCUGCAGCCCUUUAAAGACGAGAUGGAGAAGUUUGUAAGUGAAGCUAAAACGGAGCUGGGAACUCAAGAGGCACAGCUGAGUGACACUCACAAAAUGUUCUUGGAGCUGUGUGUGUUCUUCUCCGUGAAGGCCAAGAGUGGAGAAAAAGAGGUCUCUCCAAACACGUUGUUCUCCGUCUGGCACGAGUUCUCCUCCGAUUUCAAAGAGACUUGGAAGAAGGAGAACAAGGUUAUUUUGCAGGAGAGGUUGAAGGCAGCAGAGGAGUGUUUCAGACAGGUGAAGGAGAAAGCCACAUACAGCGUCAAACCCAAACACGCUUCAGGAAUCAAAGCAAAGUUGGGAAUGAAGAUAUAAGACUGGGUUUGGACUGCGCGUUUGACAUCUUUAAAUCACACACACACAGUGUAAACGGACACAGGAAGUGCCCUCUGAGUUUGAUGUCAUACCCUGUGAGCUGGUGGCGUGGUGGAGCUUUACGGGGGCAUGAAAUCUGUGACUUUACAUUCCAAAAUGUCCCAUCGCUCCGGAGCCAUAAACACUGCAGGAGUAAAUAUGUACUGGAGCACUGAAGCAAUAUGAUCCCAAAAAAGUGUCCGUUUUAUUUUUAAUAGGUGAGAAAAAGCUCAACAGAGACGGAGAGAGAGGUGAGACGCUUCCUUUUAAACAUCAGUUCACCGUUUCCACUGACAGAAACGAGCUUUUUUUAAUGCACACGGGAGUUAGCGCUGCGUUUACUCCUACAGUUCUGACCCGGCUUAGCACAAAGCACAUCAUCAAGCACUCCAGGACCUGAAAGAGACACUGCAGAAUGUACAUUGUGAUGCAGAACAAUCAGCCAGCGUCCGUCCUCUCUCUGUCUCUGUUCCCGUGACACGGUGAGUUCUGGGGGUCAGAGGUCAUUCAGGAAGCUGAACUCAGUGCUUGUGAAAUUAUGCAAGAUUUCUUUCCCUUGUUUUGCUGCAUCCAAACACUCGAUGUAUUUAAAGAUGUUUUUUUAAAUGAAUGUAAAUGGUAUUAACAUGUUUGUGUAGCAUUGUUUGUUUUUAGCAUGACUGUGUUGGCGGUGUGGAUCGUGCGGGAUGGAUGUUUGCUCUUCAUGUGCAAUAACUGUUUGUAUCUUUCAUUGUUUUUGGGAACUGUGUAUUUAUGUAAAAUAAAGGGAUUCAUAAAAUCACUGGUUUUGUGUGACAU
Xyrauchen texanus (razorback sucker) is the source of this 5518-nucleotide messenger RNA. Its product is annotated as formin-2-like. Gene Ontology annotation, biological process: actin nucleation; intracellular transport. Gene Ontology annotation, cellular component: actin filament; cytoplasm; nucleus. The record is from RefSeq and is a predicted model, not a curated record. Gene Ontology annotation, molecular function: microtubule binding. Lineage: Eukaryota; Metazoa; Chordata; Actinopteri; Cypriniformes; Catostomidae.